AUGGGAAACUGCACAUCGGGCCACGACAUCUCGGAAAACGAAUAUCAACCCACAACGAACGAUCGAAGACGUUUGGUCAGGAGAAAUGACAUGCGAAGCGAUAGCAACGAUCAUUAUAACUAUUUAGUAUCCACGGGCCAAACUGGAACUGUUAAUAGAAGGGAAAAUCAGAAUCAGAGGCGUCAGAAUGAGAAUAGAAGUGUGGUACUGGGGGUGGUAGUAGCGAGCCAAGUGCAGUAUCAAGACAAGAUACAACAUCAAGACAAGGUGCGAGCUCUAACUCAAAAGAUAAUCAAAUAG
Bursaphelenchus okinawaensis is the source of this 300-nucleotide messenger RNA. The record is from the annotation of a GenBank genome assembly. NCBI's taxonomy places the organism in Eukaryota, Metazoa, Nematoda, Chromadorea, Rhabditida, Aphelenchoididae.